Messenger RNA from Amaranthus tricolor (Joseph's coat), 1550 nucleotides. RefSeq lists its product as uncharacterized. The transcript is spliced from 2 exons. The coding region runs from base 337 to 1386 and encodes 349 amino acids. The record is from RefSeq and is a predicted model, not a curated record. NCBI's taxonomy places the organism in Eukaryota, Viridiplantae, Streptophyta, Magnoliopsida, Caryophyllales, Amaranthaceae.
UCCGAUCUCGUAUUUGGCAUCAUAAAAAUUAAGGAAAAUUAAAAUGUUAAAAAAUGUUAACGGCCAAACAAAAGGAGGAUGGAUCGUGGAGCGCAGAGAGGCACCGCAACAACCUCAACCCGCCGCGUCAUCAUCUCUCCAAACCAUUUACCCUUUCGUCUCUCGCCGGCGACAUCGACAACCAUAAAAUCUUGGCAUCAAUUCGCCGCCGACCACGGCUGUUAUCUUUAAAAAUUCUUUUGCUAAUCUGGAGCAAUGUUAGCCGCAUGCAUACAGAAAUUCUCUUAGAAGAGGGAAAAAUUUUCCUGGGAAGUGUUUUUAGUCAUAUAGUCGACCAUGUUCAACAGAGGAAAUAAAUCACUUUUUUCAUGGCGAUCUGCUCAGAGAUGUCAAUUGCCAACUUUUGCCAUUGUGCUGGGUUUAGUAGUUAUUGUCACUUUACUUUUUGCUCUAUGCAGCAAGGAAAAUACAGUCAUAGAUGUAAGCACACAUGCUCAUACGAAGCAGAGUCUCGAGUUUCAAGUACUUCCCAACCCUACCGUGGAAUUUAUCAAAGGAACGGAAGUCAUUUGGCAAAUACCAUCUGAUCCUAAAGCAGUUCUUUUUAUAGCUCAUGGGUGUGAUGGCAGUGCCCGUAACUUUUGGGAUAAAUGUUCUAGGUGUCGGAACUGCGUGGGGUUGCCUGAGGAAAAAAAAAUCGUACUUGAUGCCCUCGCUCAACGUUUUGCUGUACUUGUCGUAACAAGCACCGAUGCUUGUUGGUCAUAUGCAAAAGAUGGAUCGAGAGUCAAGGAAAUCACGAGUUGGUGGUUAAAGAAGCAUAAUUUAGUUAAAUCUCCAUUAGUUGGGUUAGGGGCUUCUUCGGGUGGCUAUUUUCUUUCGGUUCUUGCUACGGAGGUUAGAUUUAAGGGUAUCGUUCUUAUGAUUGCUGCCGGACUUUAUGACAAGAUGGGUAACAUCCCAUACGACUACCCUCCGACACUCUUCGUGCACAUGCCUAAGGAUGUGAAAAGGAAAAGGAAGAUCGAUAGACAUAUUGAGAUGUUGAGAAAGAAGGGCAUAGAAGCUAAGGAGAUCAAGUGCAUGGAAUUGGCCUUGACACCGCAUUGGCUUGCUGAUAGAGUUUCGGGUUUAGAUCAAACCACAUCUUUGAAGUUAUUCGAAUUGUUUUGUUCCAAAGGAUUUAUUGAUGCGAAAGGUUAUAUGAAAAAGGACGGCCGAGUGACUCUUUGGAGAGAAGCUCUCAAGCAAAGCAACAUUGGUUUUACAUAUAAAUCUGAAAUGAUGAAUUACAUUCAAGAAGAACUGAAUCUUGCUUAUGCUUAUCAUGAAAUGACAAGCUUGCAAUCGGAUCAGAUCUUUGAAUGGCUAGAAUUCCACCUUUAGCUUAUUACCAUGAUGAACAUUUACUCUUAUUAGUUGUACUCUAUUUUGAGCAGAAAAUAUUCAAAUGUUCUGUUAGAAAGCUGUAAAAUUUUACCCAGGCAUAGCAUAAGGACCCAUAAAAUGUUUGAGAUAAAAGAGAAAUGUGUAAGCUUUGUAGGAGUCAU